This is a messenger RNA of Drosophila guanche, 595 nucleotides long. Its product is annotated as sex-regulated protein janus-A. The record is from RefSeq and is a predicted model, not a curated record. NCBI's taxonomy places the organism in Eukaryota, Metazoa, Arthropoda, Insecta, Diptera, Drosophilidae. The coding region runs from base 64 to 438 and encodes 124 amino acids. Gene Ontology annotation, molecular function: protein histidine phosphatase activity. Gene Ontology annotation, biological process: peptidyl-histidine dephosphorylation. The transcript has 3 exons. Gene Ontology annotation, cellular component: cytosol.
GCUGCUGCGGCACUACAUGGAAAAAAAUCUAAUAUCUUCCAAGGACUGCGACUGCUACACAAAAUGUCAGAACAAGAUCUUGCUGCUGUUCCUUCCGUGGACAUUGACCCUACAGGCAUAUUUAAGUAUAUUCUGAUCAAAGUAACCGGAAAGGAGACUACAGACGGUGUUGAGCCCAGCAAACUGAUUGUUCGGGGCUAUGGAGACUGCGAAUGGCAUGCUGAUAUAUAUGAACGCACGCAGAAGAUAUGCAAGGGAGGGGCACUGGACACCGAAUGCCUGGGCGGAGGACGAAUCGAGCAUAACCCCGAAAAGAAGUACAUGAAAGUGUACGGACACUCCACGGGCUAUGGCAGGGCGGAUCACUCCGAGUCUAAACGAGUUCUACUAACCAAGUACAAGGACUACGAGAUUGAAACUUCAGAUGAAGGAUACUAAAAUAAACAUGAUCUAAGCAGGCGGGACCAACACUUCAUUGACUUGUAACUUUCAAGGAAAGCCAGUCAGUCGAUCAGUUGUUGGACAACUGUUCACAUACCCCUCCUAAAUUUCACAUUUUGAAUCCUCUCAAAAUUAAAGUCUGUUUUUCCUUACA